Messenger RNA from Amphimedon queenslandica, 596 nucleotides. Its product is annotated as ephrin type-A receptor 4a-like. The record is from RefSeq and is a predicted model, not a curated record. Lineage: Eukaryota; Metazoa; Porifera; Demospongiae; Haplosclerida; Niphatidae. Gene Ontology annotation, biological process: cell surface receptor protein tyrosine kinase signaling pathway; protein phosphorylation; multicellular organism development. The transcript is spliced from 3 exons. Gene Ontology annotation, molecular function: ATP binding; transmembrane receptor protein tyrosine kinase activity. Gene Ontology annotation, cellular component: signaling receptor complex; plasma membrane. The annotation marks the transcript as partial.
AUUGCACAGAAAGGACUCAUCCAUAGGGAUUUAGCAGCUCGUAAUGUCUUAGUUGGAGAAGGAGAAAUAUGUAAAGUAUCAGACUUUGGCUUGAUAAGAGAAUUGCCAGCAAACAUGUCCUCCUAUCAUAGCUCUACUCCAGUGCCUCUUCCAAUUAGAUGGAUGUCUCCAGAAGCAUUGUCAAAUAAAUGUUUCUCAGAAGCAUCUGAUGUAUGGUCAUACGGUGUACUGCAGUGGGAAAUGUUUAAUCCUAAUGAACUCCCCUAUGAUUCCCUCGACAAUUUUCAAGUUGUGCUAAAAAUAAAGGAAGGAUACCAACUUACAAUACCUAAUGAAUGUCCACAAACAGUAGCUAACAUUAUGAAAGCAUGCUGGCAAACCGAACCACAAUUAAGACCAAAUUUUCACCAGAUUACGACUAUUCUUACAACAAAGAUUUAACUAAAACUUCUUACUCUCUGCUACUUUGAUAAAAUAUAAUUAGCAUUUUAGAUCACUUGUAUUAUAGUUGUAUAUAUUGUAUAGAUUUUUCAGUAUUUAGCUUUAAUGUGUAAAGUGUUUUUCAAAAAUAUUUUUUAGCCGUGCCAGGAGAGAUG